AUGGAGGAUAUCGGUCUCCUUCCCAAACCCACCAACGACCCCCCAGGCCUCAGACCCACCGUCACCGAGACCUUGGGGCUGCAUCAGGUCCCACCAGACCAGCUGCAGGUGACUGAUGCGAGCAGGAAGUUGGAGGUGGACAGAGAUGGAGCGUCGAGGAAAAGGUCUCCCUCAGUGAUCACAGCCGAGUCGCUGAUGGUUCCCCCGUCACAGAAUCUGGCUCCUGUGGGUGCUGACGCCGCGUUCCUUCAUACAGCUGCCAAAAAUGGAAACACUAAUUUGGAUAAGACAGGCGCCGCGAGAGCCAAAGUCAAAGUCGCAGAUCCGUCCAAGUGGAAGCAAAACAAGCAGAAGCAGCUGAGGAUGGAGGGGAAAGCGUAUGUCAGCAAACGCAAGAAAGACGGCGAGAUCGUGACCAAGCAGCCGAGAGCGAUGGGGCCGAGAUGCACCUCGGACGCAUGCAGGAAGGCGUCCAACCGGCUGUGCAAUGACAUCACAGACGAGGCGAGGAGGAGAGUGUUUGAUGACUUCUGGCAGCGCAUGAACUGGUCCCAGAGAAAACUCCAUGUAGCAGCACAAGUGGACCGCGACCCCGUGGAGAGGUCUCGGGCGGCGGGCCUGCAGUCGAGGAGAUCGGUUUCACUGCGCUAUCACCUGAUGGUGGACGGCAAAAGGAAGCAGGUGUGCAAGAACAUGUUCCUGUCCACGCUGGGGGUUGGAGAGUGGUCGGUGCUCAACUGGACGCAGAGAGGAGCGACGAAGAAAUCAAAUGAAAACAAAUCCGACAAGAGGCUGGCUCUGCCUCAGCGCCCACAGCCGAUGCCUGCUCCUGCAGCGCUCAGCAACACUGUGGACGCUACUCAGGAACAAGUUCAUCCCACCGACAAAGACAAACACCAGCCGCCAGAACCAGAGGGGCCCGUCAGGAAGAAAUCCAGAGUCGCCAAGCCGCUAACAUGGAAACAAAACCGACAGAAGCAGCUGAGGAUGGAAGGAAAACCGUACGUCAGCAAGCGCAAGAAAGACGGCGCCACAGUAACCAAGGCUCAGAGGACCAUGGGACCCAGAUGCACAUCCAGCGCCUGCAGGAGGGCGUCCAACCGCUUCUGUGCCGACUUUAGCGACGAAGCGAGGAGCGAGCUGUUCACCGGUUUCUGGCAGUGCAUGAACUGGGCUCAGAGAAAGAUCCACGUGGCCGGACUGGUCGACUGUGACCCGGUGGAAAGAACCCGAGCGCCGUGGACUCAGUCGAGGAGAUCAGUGUCGAUGCGGUAUCAUUUGUUAGCCGACGGUGACAGAAAACAAGUGUGCAAGAAGAUGUUCCUGUCCACUCUGGGCAUCGGGGAGUGGUCGGUGCUGAACUGGGCCCAGAAUGUGUCUGAGCCGGAUAGCUCAGCAGAAAACACUAAGAAGCAAACGCAGAGGAAGUCUCGUAAAGCCUCGGAGCACGUGUUCCUGAAGGAGUUCCUCGACAGUUUACCCAAAGUGCCCUCAGACUGCUUCGGGACGUCCAUCUCCAAGCUGUACCUGGAGCCCGUCUUCUCGAACAUGUCCGAGGUGUACCGGCACUACUACAACCACUGCCUCGAGCAGAAGGCCACGCCGCUCUCCCGCCAGGUCUUCUGUGCCGUUUUUAAGAAGAUGGAUUUAGGACUGUGCGACCUCAAAAAGGAUCAGGGCUGUUCUUUUGGUACAACAGGAAACUUGUUUAAUGAGCUCUGGGAGGAAUACUGCAUGGAGAGAGGAGCUCAGGCAGAGAAAGCAGGGAGCCAGUAG
Stegastes partitus (bicolor damselfish) is the source of this 1776-nucleotide messenger RNA. NCBI's taxonomy places the organism in Eukaryota, Metazoa, Chordata, Actinopteri, Pomacentridae. The record is from RefSeq and is a predicted model, not a curated record.